Rhagoletis zephyria (snowberry fruit fly) is the source of this 3373-nucleotide messenger RNA. RefSeq lists its product as uncharacterized. Gene Ontology annotation, molecular function: translation activator activity. Gene Ontology annotation, biological process: regulation of translational initiation. The record is from RefSeq and is a predicted model, not a curated record. Gene Ontology annotation, cellular component: cytosol. NCBI's taxonomy places the organism in Eukaryota, Metazoa, Arthropoda, Insecta, Diptera, Tephritidae.
UGGUAAGAAAAAUGUAGUUCUGUCAACACUGUCCGAUAGUGCAUUUUGAUCCCAAACAAAUAUUUGACAGCCACUGUAAUCAUACCAAUGACAGGUCGUUUUGACAUUUGAUUUUUCAUCCUCCACUUCGUCCAUAUUUCUUGAAGAUUUCUUUCAACUUUUCGUUUCUGCAAAAAGCGCGAGCGAAAAACGCAUUUCCACGAGACGCAGUGCUAAUUAAAUAUUUUUAUUUUUCAGCAAAUUGUACAUACAAACAUAUUUAUUAAAUAAUAUAUUUGUGGUUGAGUUGUGUAGUUGCCGGAGUGUUUGGAGUUGGAGCCAGAAGACGGACGCCUGAUUGGUUUGAAUAGCACUAUCUCGGCCAUCGGCCAUAUACAUUCUGUAUUGCCUGCAGGCUUGCUUGACUUCUUCGCUGCUGCCUACCUAGCUUACCCGUGUUCCCGUAUUCCCGUAGCUGUGUGUCUGUGGGUGCUUCGUUCGUCACUUCCAUUCGCAUUUUAUCGCUUUCGGCCAUUUAUAUUAGAGUUGACCGCUUUAUUUGCUAACCAAAUAUAAUAAUCAGAAAUUGUGCAAAACUCCGGACAAUCUGCUGUAGGAAGUGUGCGCACAUCGUAUUAACAGGGCAAUAAAACAAAAUUUGCCAGCAACAAUGGCCAAUAACAAUGCGCCAGGCCAUUAUAAAAGGAAUGGCGUUGGUGGCAACAUGAAUGCUGGGAACGUUGAUGGCGCCGGUACUGGGGUUGCAGUGAGCAACUUGAGCGACGUUUGCAAUUUCCUGCAGCCAACUACCCUGAACACGGCGCUUAAUUUGCCACCAGGCGCCUGCUCCUAUGAUCAUCUUGUCGAGAUGAUACGAGGUCUUGAUAUGCAGGACGAUGGUAUUAGAAUGAAUCAUAAGAUGAAGGCUAUUCGAUCGGACUUUUGCGCGCUGGUACACGACGAAAACAUGUUAUGUGAAUGUAUGGACUAUAUCAAUGACAAAGCUCUCGGCGAUGGUGAUAUGGCAUUGAAAUUUGCGAUGCUCUUCUCUUCGCACAACUUUGACCAACUGGCAAUGAAAGAUAUCAAAAUACGUAGUGCCAUGUUGAAGGUGCUCGAAGCAAACUAUCUUAAUGCCGAUACCUACCGCAUUCAUGAUAAAGAACGCCUCUACAAUUCCAUUACAUUAUUAGGCGAAUAUUAUAAUCGUGUCCGCCUGGCCGAUCAAUCGCCCAUCACAAUUUUAGGCGAAUCUUUGCUAAGCCUACUUAUUCGCGAAGUCAGCGCUUUAGAACCAAUUGAUGUGAAAUUGGCCAAGUUGAUACUCUCACAAAUCACCCUUAAUGGUGAUAUCAUUCGUAUAAAACAUAAAAACGAAUUGACGCAACUGCUUUAUCACAUAAGACGUAAUUUGAUUGAGCAGCCUGCGCUUAGUGCGACUGUUAAGGCAUUGCUGCUAAUGACACUUGAUCUGUACUAUAGUAACUUUACCAACUUGGGUGCACAGUUAGAACAGAUGUACACUAAAUAUCUAGUGCAGGAUGUUGAGGAUGAAGGCAACAACAAUGUUAAUGCUUGUAUGCAACCGCAAUCGUUGCCAGUAUUUAUGCCAGGUGUAGAACAGCAAACGCAACAGCAAUUGCAGAUGCUGCAGAAACAACAAACCUUAUCGCCAUUGCAACCGCGGGUACAGCCACUGGUGAAAACAAAUAGCUUUGUGCCGCAAGACCAAGAUUACUGUGCGCCAAAUGAGGCGACUGCCAACACUGUUUAUGAAAAUGGCGAUAGUGAAAAUGCCGCAAAUGACUCUUACGAUUCACAGCCAUCGACAAAGAAAUGGAGUGAACAAGUAUGCGAAGACUCGCUAUAUGAAAGUGAAUUUGGCAAUGACUUUAACAGUUAUGAACAAGACUUGAAAGAUGGUAGUGGCGGUGUAGGAGUAGGUGUUGACUCUGGUAUGCACGGUCGCUUGAGCAAUGGGCGCGACAAGUUGAAUGUUUCCGGCAAUAGUCGCUACAAUGAUGAAGAUUCUUUAAGCCGAAAUGCAAGGCGUGCCCAAAAGCCUCGCAAUUCACCACGCCCACUAAAACAGCAGCAACGCGAUGGUAAUGAGAGGGCUAGUGGGCAUGUAGAUCAGAAAUCACCGCAGGGUGAAGAGGAUGAUCAGACAAAACCACUACCUCGCUGGCAUGCACCGCGUUUCAAUCGGGAAAGUGAUCCCCAAAGCAACGAUGGGCCUCAGCGUAAUCAACAACGCCGUUACAGUGCUAGUUUUGACGAUGAUCAUAGUGUGCGCAGCGACGGUGGCAGCAUUCGACUGUAUAGCAUAAAUGAUCGUUUACGACACUCCCAAGAGAAGAUGGAACGUAGUGGCAGUAAUUUCAACUCUAUUGCCAAUUCGAACUGGGAUCGACAGUCGCAGCAUGCAGAUGAUCGCAGCGAGCGUUCGUAUAUAAGCAAUUAUGAACGUGGCAACAAUUACCGUCGCGGCAAUCGCCAUUUUAAUAAUCGUCAGAACUGNCUUCCACGUCCAGGCAAAUCACGACACUUCGAUGACGCAGACGAGAGUGCUAACAAUGCACCACCGUAUCGCCGUAGUCAAAGUCCCUCAACGCAUAGGCAAAAUCAGCAGCGCACACGCAACUUUAACGCACGCUAUAGUAGCCAGAGCAGUUUGGCUAGCGAAGCGUCAGGCACAUUUGACCGACGUCAGCGUAACCGUAACUUUGGCCGGCAGUCGCAACAGCGGCAAGACCGCUGGGAAGAUACGCACAAUGUGCAAGCUCAGCCCGAGGACAAUUCGUGGGAUACGAAAAAUGAGAAUAGCGAACUGGUGCGUAAUGCACGCCAAACUCCCAAGUAUAUGAACUAUUUGUCUUCGAAGAAGUGAGAUACAGCCUGUGCAGCUGAGUCAACUGACAAUGAUCAGCGGUAGCGUUUGGUGCGAAUUCAACAUUAACAUAAACAACGUAGAAAUAGCACACAAAUGGGCACCAAACAAAAAGAACAACGACAAAAAUAAUGUGUCAACAAGUGAGCCAAUUGAGUUACUUAUCUACUUCAUUUAUAUUAUUGUAAUGUCUGUUCUGACUUUGCUUAUACUUCUAUUUCUUAAGUUUGAUUAAUGUAUGAAGCGUAGUUUGGUUUUUCUUACAUUUUAUAUUUGCUUUUAAACAAACACGGUUUGUGUGAGAAAGAACAAUCACCGAUGAAGCAAUUUGUUUAGAAGCAAAUGCAGCAGUUUGUAGGGCAUAUUAUGUGGCUUGUGCGGUUAAGUAUUCUAAUUUGCUAUUUAAAUUUGUAUUAUUUUCUACAACUUCAUAUGCGUAUAAUUCGAUUUUAAUAGAAUUUAUUAAUUGGAAAGAUAAAAGAAUUACAAAUUUUAAAAAAUAAA